AGAGAGGGAAAUUUAUCAAUCAAUCAUGUUUCCCCACCGUAUAUGUGACUAUGGCGGCAGAAGAUGACUAUAGAUGGGAAUCACCGUGGUUAGGAAUUUCUCUCGGCUGUCGAAUUACGCAAAACAAGCACUGUUUGUUAUAAGAAUAGCGUGCAUAAUAAAAAUAUCGUAUAUUAUUAUACAAAUUUUAUAAUAUUAACAUUACAUAUAUAUAAUGUACGAGCCAUUGGUUUUUAAAGAAAGAACAGUCCGUAGUCUUCGUGGAACACCUGCUGGUACAGUUACCAUAAUAGUAAACUUUUCAAAAAUUCUGAUCCCUUUUGGAAUUUUACUUUAUGCAGGCUACUGUCUUUCCAAGAAAAAGAAAUUUAUUGAUGAGCUUAAUGAAAUUGAUUUCGUUAAAACACAAAAACUUAUUGCUGAAGAACGGAUGGCAAAACAAUCUUGGCUAAGUUCAAACCUUCAGCCUAUUGCUUCAGAAGUUCUUCAUAGACAACGUCAAAAGGAAGCAGAAAAAGAAAACUCUUAAGUAUCAUCUCCAACAAUAUCUGAAACAAAUAUUUCAUUUAUCAUUUAAAGUAAUUGUAUACAUAAAGGUAAAGAUAAAAUGGAUAAAGAACCUUUAAAUAAUAAAAAUUCAUGUAAUAAAUUUGUUGAAACUGAAGAUGAUAGUAUAUUAGAUUUUAAAAGUCCAGAAUCAAAAGGUCAUAAAUCAAGAUUAAAUGAAUUGUAUGAUCAUAAUGUAAGAAAAAAGAUUACCAUUGUAAAAUUUAAGGGCUCUGCGAAAAAUCAUAAAGACACAAAAUUUAAACAACAUUCAGAGAAAGAGAAAAAGGGAAAUUUAAAACAGUCCCAGCCUUCGAUAGAAUCGUCAUUUUUUAAAUCUGAAAAUAGUUCCGACAAUAAAAGUGAUACUACUAAUGUGAAAGCAGCGCUUGUAUGUCCAUUAUGUUUUAAAAUAUUUAAAGAUCUUAACUCUCAAGCAUUACAUAUGAAAAUCUGUGCCUACAAAAAUAAUAUUUCUACAAAAAAAUUAUUAGAUGCUAUAGAACUCCAAAAACGUCAGGAAAAUGAAAGGAAAUCAUUAGGUUUACUUGCUGCACCUACAGUACAAGAAAAAAAGAAAGUAGUAUCACGUAAAGUAAAUGCACAUGAAGAUUCUGACCUUCAACUUGCAUUAGCAUUGUCAAAAUCUCUUCAAGAAGUAGAGGAAUUAAAUGAAAUUGAGGAAAUUGAGGGAUUCUCUAAGACCUCAGAGCAAUUUAUAUCAGGAACAGUUGAACCAAUUUAUGAGGAGCCCUUAGAAAGAUUUGGAUUUGCAAGUAGUAAACCUCCAUUGCUGGUAAAAAGUAAAAAAAGGAGAAUCAGUCAAACAACUCUUUUGCAAACAAGAUCUCAAGAAGAGCGAAAUCGUAUCUUAACAGAAAAAAUUUCAGAAAUUUUAAUGGAAGAUGAACUAGUUACUCAAAAUAAAAAAAUCAUAUAUAAUCCAGAAAUUGGGAAAGAAGUUACUUUAAAAAGCCAAUUGCUUAAAAAGCUUUUAUACAAGGAGAAGCAACUGUGGAAUAAAGCAAGUUUAUCAUCAAAUCAGGAGUGUUUUUAUGUGUCAAAUCUUUCUGAAUAUAUCAUUCCAGAAGAAAGCCAAGUAGAAAUGGAAAAUAAAACUACUUUACAAUUUGUAAAUACAUGCAACUUAGAGGAUACAAACUUAAAUCAAUCUAAAAUAAAUGUUUCUAACAAUAAAGAAAUGUUUGAUGAAUCAUCUCAUAGAGAAUUAUGUCUUAUAAAUGAAAAAUGUGAAAAAUGUCAAAAUAAACAAUUCGUUAAUACUUUAGUAAUGAAUUGGGGGAAUACAUUAAACGAUAGUUCUGCGAGUGAUUUAAUAAUAUUUGUUAAUAGCAACAAACAUAUUUGGGCACAUAAAUUAGUUUUCUACGUACACUGUUCAAAUAUCCUACUUGAUAUUACACCUAAUAAUUCUUCAUUGUUUCCUGAAAUUAAAGAACAAAUUAGCUGGGUAGAUGUACCUUAUAACAUUGCUUUAGCAUUUUUGGAAUUUAUUUACUGUGGAAUUAUUCAAAAGUAUUUUAAUGUUUUUGAAGAGUUGAUAAGUUUCUCAUCUUUGAGAAAUUUAGCAAGAAAGUAUAAAGUAAAACAAUUGUUUGAUUAUUUAGAAAUAAAAGAAACUGAAAGUAAACAAGUAAAAAAUCAAAUACACAAUGAAAAUAACAUUGAAUGUGAAAAACAAACUACUGGUGAAGAAAAUAAUUUAAACUUAAGUAAUAGUAGUCUAGAAAAUUUAAUCUCCGAUACAAAUCAGGAAUUUACAUCACACGAAUUAAAGGAGAAUAUACAUCCAGAAAAAUUAUCUCAAAAUGUUUAUUUAAAUAAUGUAAAUACUAGCAGGUAUUGUAGUAUGUCUCCUGAUAUGUUUGACGAUAUUAAUGAUACAAUAUCACGGAAUAAAAUAAAGCGUAGUGAUGAUAUUAUGGACAUUGAUGACCCAAAAAACAGUCAAGAAUUUAAUACGUUUAAUUCCGUUGAUGAAAUAAGAGUCAGUAAGGCUGAUUCUACCAUCUGUUCUAAGAACAUUGAAGAAACCAUAAAUUCAGUUUCCAAUUCACCACAUUGGAGUCAGUUAAAAAGAAAAACUCUUAAAAGUAAUCUUAGUUUAUUUAUUGAACAAUUUCGAAAAGAAAAUGCAAACUCAGAUGUUGAUUCUGAUUCUGAAACUUCAAAUUUAUUAAUUAAUCCUAAACCAGAUAGAAAUCCGUUUAAUGUAAGAAAUAAUGACAGUACUAUUCAGUGUACAGUAUUUUGUGGAAACACUGUUUUUGAAGAAACAGGAAAAAAAAGACGAAAUGUUUUGAACAUAUUUGACAAUUAUAUAAGCCCGAAAUUAAAUACAAUCAUGAUGCAUAACAAAAGUAAUGCUAGUAUAUGUUCUGAUUUUGAAUCCACACAAUCCGUAGAAUGCAAUGUAGAAAAUUGUACAGAGAAAAAUGCAAAGAAUAACUUAGUGAUUAAAAAUAUUAAUAGUGAAGAAAUAGACAUUCAAAGUGAAGUACAUAACACAAGUAUAGAAGCAUCCUCCAUAUCAAAAUUUAAUGAAAGCCGAGAUAGCAUUCUUUUGGAUGUUGAUACGAAUGAAGAUGAAAUGUCUAUGUAUUCAAAAUAUAAAGAAGAACAUGGAAAUAAUAGCAUACUAAAAUAUCGAGAUUAUAUAAAAAAGUACGUAUUAGAAAAAACAAAUAAUAGGGAUAAUGAUACUGCUUUACUUUCAAACAUAAAUGGGAAUUCUGAAAUUAAAAUAAAUCCAGUAAAAGAAUAUGAAAGUCAAACUGAAAAAACACAACUGAAUUCUAGUUUUGAUGAUGAAGAUAGAAAUGACUGUUCUGUCAAUGUUACAUCACCAAUAAGUAGUAGAAAAAGUCAAAGAACUAGUAACUUAAGUAAACUAAGAAAUAGUGAAUCAGAAAAUAAUAUAGAUAUGGAAGUAAUAAGAAAAAAUUUGCUGAUAUCGUCAAAACAGCCAAAUACUAACAACAAUCCUUUGAUGUCUCCUAUAUCAAUAUCUUCUAGCCCAGGAUUAGAUUUUGAUGUUUCAAAUUUGUAUAAAUGUCAAGAAAAUAAAGACAUUUCAAAUUCCGAGAAAUCUACUAAUAAUGAUAAUUUUGAAAAUGAUAUUCAUUUGGUAAGUGUUCAUGUUAAUGAUGAUGAUGAUAAUAGCAUAAGCAUUUCUUUACCUAAUAUUAAAGAAAUAAAUCAGUUAAAUAAACGCGAUUCUCUUCAAAGUUGCAAUAUAAAUAAAGAAAUUUCAUCUGUUACAAGUAAUGACAAUAUUGAACUGACUACAUCUAAUGAAAAAUCUUCAAUCAAAAAACAAAAUAAUAGAAAAUUUCAGAGAAAGUCUGUUUCUGAAACAAAUAUAAAUAUUAAUAAAAAAAGGGUUGUAAAUAAUAAUAGUUCGAAGAAAUCUCAAUGUAAAUGUCAAAGCCAAAUUUUAAGAACAGUUAAGUCACCUGUAAUUAUUAGAGAUAAUGUUACUCCUCCUCCAGAUUAUGGCAACAUGAAGACACCAGAAUUGCAUGCGCAAUUAGACAAGUAUGGAUUAAAAAUCCAAAAACGGGAAAGAGCGGUGAAAUUAUUAACAUAUAUUUAUAAUGAGUUACAUCCUAUAAUUAAUUCAGUCUCGAAUAUAGAAUCUGAAUUUACAACUAUAAGUAGUGAAGAUGAAGAACCACCAGCGAAAAGAAUGAGUUAUGAUAAAAAUUAUAUUAAUUGCAUUAACGAUAAUGAAUGCGAAGCACCACUAUCACAGGACAGUAUUACAAAUAACCAUUCACCGAUUACUAUUAUUGAUGAAGAAAAACAAUUUGAUGAACUUGAAUCUAUGACUUCAGUCGAUAAUACAAAAAAUAUUAAAAACAUACUUUUGCAAUUAAUUAAUACUGAUAAAGAACUACAUAAUAAAAUUUUGGCUUACGAACCAUUGUGUAUAGAAUCUUUACAUUCUUUAUUGAAAGCAGAAGGUUUCAAAUGUAAAGUAAAUACUGUCAUGGAUUUCUUGGAUGAGCAGUGUAUCACGUUUUAUUUUAAAGAAACAAAACACAUUAAAAAAAGCUGAUUUCCAUAUGCAUGUGAAAAGUGACGUUAAUAUAUUGUUAAAAUUAAUAAAUUUAGGAAAAAAGAAAUA
This is a messenger RNA of Osmia lignaria (orchard mason bee), 4696 nucleotides long. RefSeq lists its product as uncharacterized. Gene Ontology annotation, biological process: DNA repair; resolution of meiotic recombination intermediates; DNA replication. Gene Ontology annotation, molecular function: protein binding. Gene Ontology annotation, cellular component: nucleus; Slx1-Slx4 complex. NCBI's taxonomy places the organism in Eukaryota, Metazoa, Arthropoda, Insecta, Hymenoptera, Megachilidae. The record is from RefSeq and is a predicted model, not a curated record.